Messenger RNA from Salvia splendens (bonfire salvia), 600 nucleotides. Its product is annotated as glutathione S-transferase T3-like. The transcript has a single exon. The record is from RefSeq and is a predicted model, not a curated record. Lineage: Eukaryota; Viridiplantae; Streptophyta; Magnoliopsida; Lamiales; Lamiaceae. The coding region runs from base 1 to 600 and encodes 199 amino acids.
AUGAGCAAACGCAGGGAUUGUCCCAAAUUAGGGAGAAUAUUCCGGAGGAACACACUCUGGAAAACCUUCCGACCGGAGCUAGAAGAGGAGGAGGCGGAGGAGGACGAGGUGGUGGAGGACGUAGGCCGUCAUCCAUACAGCUCCGCAAAGACGAUGGCUCUGUUCAAUGCUUGGAUCAGCACGGCAUACGAUCCCAUCAUCGAGAAUCAACAAUCCCGCAAGUGUUUUUGGGAUAAGGUCAUCGACGUAUACAACGAGCAAAAGCCGAGGGGGACCUUCAAGCGCAACAUGAAGAUGCUUCGCAGUCAUUUUGAGCGAGCCGACAAAGAUGUCAAAAUAUUUUGUAGGAUCAACAAGCAUGAAGCGGAGAAUUACCAAAGCGGAGCUAGUGGAGCUGACAUUCUGAGAGCUGCUUUGCAAGUCUAUAAAGCCGACACCGGCAAAGAUUUCAAUUAUCCCGAUGUUUGGCAGUCGGUCAAAGAGCUUGAUAGGUGGGCUGGCGGUGUCCAGUCCAGCACGGGCUCGAGCUCGAAAUGCACGAAGCACACUGCGGGUGGCCAAUACUCGUCUAGUGAGGGCGGGGAAGGCAACGCUUCAUAA